AUUGCAGCAGUCGUUUCUUGGCACACGAUCGGCGGCCAACGAGCAAUGCAGACGUUGGGACCGCUAUUCUAGUCACAAAGAACACGAGAAUUCUCAACACAAUGGACUUCGAGAGUGUAUUGGAGAAAUGUGGCAGCUUUGGGCGCUACCAGUUCGUAUUGCUGGCUCUCUAUGGCUAUACGAAUAUACUGUCGUCGUUUCAUUAUUUUUCGCAGACGAUCAUAAGCUUCACGCCGCCGCAUACAUGCAUGCCUGCAGUUCCGCAUGAUGUUUACGCUUAUCAAAAUAACUCAUCCUCUGGUCGCUGUAACUACAUUCAGUGGGAUCCGGUGCUCUUAAUGAAUGAGGAAUUCAAAUGCGAGUCAUGGCAAUUUGAGCGCGAGAGUGGCUAUGAAAGCAUUACGACUGAGCUUGAAUGGGUUUGCGAUGAUGCCUAUAAAUUGGCCGUGGGUCAAUCCUUUUUCUUCGUGGGCUCCGUUCUGGGCACCAUAUUCUUUGGCUAUCUGGCGGAUCGCAUUGGUCGACUCAAGGCCUGCAUGCUGACCACAUUGACGGGAGCUUUUGGCGAUUUCAUCACCUCAUUUGUGCACUCGCUGCCAUUUUUCUCGGCUGGCCGUUUCAUAGCUGGUCUAUCGACAGAUACUCAGUACAUUCUCAUGUACAUAUUGGUAUUUGAGUACCUCAGUCCCAAACGCCGCACUCUGGGCCUUAACAUUGUGUUGGCCGUUUUCUAUUGUGUGGGUCUGAUGGUCUCGCCGUGGCUGGCCAUUUGGGUGGGCAGCUGGCGCAAUUAUUUGUGGGCUGCCUCAUUGCCGGCGUUAGGCGUACUCUGCUAUCCGUGCCUGCUCUUCGAGAGCGCCGAGUGGCUGCUGACCAAGCGACAAUAUGAGCGGGCUGCGCAGUGUCUGCGUCGUAUUGCCAAAUUCAAUGGACGCCAAGUGGAGGAAAAUGUAUUUGAUGAUUUCAUUACGUAUUAUAGCAAGAAGAUGAACGAGCAGCAGAAAACCACAUCUGAUACAUUCAUGGGCAUGCUGAGGACGCCACGAUUGCGUAAAUUUACCAUCAUACUGUUCAUCAAGUCUAUGAUCAUCACGGUGGCCUUUGACAUACUCAGUCGCAAUAUGGAGGGCCUGGGCACCUCACCCUUCAAGCUCUUCUCAUUCACUAGCAUUACGUACCUACCCGCCGGCCUGACCAUAAUCCUAUUCCAGAACUUCAUCGGUCGCAAGGGCAUGGCCUGUGCCUCCCUCUUUGUAGGUGCAGUGAUUACCGCCUUAACUGGCUUUCUGGUAGCCAGUUUUGAUCCGUCGGAGCACUCGCUUCUUUUGGCCUUAAUGGUGGGCCUGGGCAGAUAUGGUGGUGUUGUCGCCUACGAUGCGGAGGCUCAAUAUGCCGCCGAAAUUAUACCCACUAGUGUACGAGGGCGUGGCAUGUCUAAUAUACAUGUAGUGGGCUAUGCAUUUGGCUUCUUCAGUUCAUAUAUCAUAUUCCUGGGAACCUUUUAUAAGCCGCUGCCGUCGAUUUUCAUUAGUCUGCUGAUGUUCAUUGGCGCCGGCUUGUGUCUGGCUCUACCGGAAACAGUGAAAAAGAAACUGCCCCAAACACUGGCAGAUGGCGAGAAUUUUGGUAAAGGCGAAAACUGGUAUUACUUCCCCUGCUUUGGCCAAAGGAGGAAACCGACCGAGGAGACGGUAGUGUCUGUCGCGUCCAUAGAAAAAACUUGUAAAACAUAUAUAAAAGAAAAUCUCUGAAAAUAAAGUUCUUUAAUUUAUAGU
Molecule: messenger RNA, 1775 nt
Organism: Drosophila grimshawi
Lineage: Eukaryota; Metazoa; Arthropoda; Insecta; Diptera; Drosophilidae
Product: organic cation transporter protein
Exons: 6
Coding region: 102-1751 (549 amino acids)
Biological process (GO): transmembrane transport
Molecular function (GO): transmembrane transporter activity
Source: RefSeq, a predicted model, not a curated record